CCAGCAAACUGUCAGUCACUGCCGUUUACCACACAAAAUGGGUGUGCUCAAAUACAAGGACAUCCAAUGGCAAGCGACGUUGCUUGUGUCACCAUGGUGAUGGGGCUGUACUCAGGGAGGUUGUGAUGGGUUGACAGGUGCGUGACAAUCGGAGCUCUCUGCAAGCAUGUACGCCAAAGGCAAGAGUAACAACGUGCCGUCCGACAGCCAAGCCAGAGAAAAGUUAGCUCUCUAUGUGUAUGAGUACCUGCUGCACGUAGGGGCACAGAAGUCAGCACAGACCUUCCUCUCAGAGAUCCGAUGGGAGAAGAACAUCACAUUAGGAGAGCCCCCAGGGUUCCUCCACUCUUGGUGGUGUGUGUUCUGGGAUCUGUACUGUGCAGCCCCGGAGAGGAGAGAAACAUGUGAGCACUCUAGUGAGGCCAAGGCCUUCCAUGACUAUAGUGCAGCAGCAGCACCCAGUCCCAUCCUUGGGAACCUUCCCCCAGGAGAGGGAAUGCCAGUGGGUCCUGUACCUCCAGGAUUCUUCCAGUCGUUCAUGUCACCUCGUUAUCCUGGUGGGCCCAGACCUCCCCUUAGAAUACCUAAUCAGGCAAUGGGGGUCCAUGGUAACCAGCCUAUGCUACCCAGCGGAAUGGACCCCACAAGACAGCAAGGGCAUCCAAAUAUGGGCGGGCCCAUGCAGCGAAUGACUCCACCCAGAGGGAUGGUCCCUCUUGCGCCACAGAACUACGGUGGAGGGAUGAGACCUCCUCUAAAUGCACUUGUCGGCCCUGGGAUGCCUGGCAUGAACAUGGGACCUGGUGGGGGUAGACCUUGGCCAAAUCCUCAAAACGCCAACUCAAUCCCCUAUUCCUCUGCGUCUCCGGGGAGUUAUGUGGGUCCGCCGGGAGGAGGGGGGCCACCUGGUACUCCAAUAAUGCCCAGCCCAGCAGACUCGACUAACUCCGGUGACAACAUAUACACCAUGAUCAACACAGUCCCCCCUGGUGGAAACAGACCAAAUUUUCCAAUGGGUGCCGGUGCAGACGGUCCAAUGGGAGGGAUGGCAGGAAUGGAGCCACAUCACAUGAAUGGAUCGCUAGGGUCUGGUGACAUGGAUAGCCUCCCUAAGAACUCUCCUGGUAGCCUGAGUAUGAGUAACCAGCCGGGGACCCCCAGAGAUGACGGCGAGAUGGGGGGCAACUUCCUCAACCCCUUUCAGAACGAGAGCUAUUCUCCAAACAUGACGAUGAGUGUGUGAAGGCUCCGCCAACUGGUCAGUUAGUGGUAUGGAUUGGUGGAUGAGACAGGACGUGAUGUCAUCUAUGCCCAGUGGCUCUUCCUCUCUGUGCCCUCCCUACCAGGACAGUGGACCCAGGCCUCGUUCUCCCCCUGG
Salvelinus fontinalis (brook trout) is the source of this 1378-nucleotide messenger RNA. Its product is annotated as single-stranded DNA-binding protein 2-like. NCBI's taxonomy places the organism in Eukaryota, Metazoa, Chordata, Actinopteri, Salmoniformes, Salmonidae. Gene Ontology annotation, biological process: positive regulation of transcription by RNA polymerase II. The transcript is spliced from 17 exons. Gene Ontology annotation, cellular component: nucleus. The coding region runs from base 167 to 1243 and encodes 358 amino acids. Gene Ontology annotation, molecular function: single-stranded DNA binding; protein binding. The record is from RefSeq and is a predicted model, not a curated record.